AUGAAUCCAGGUUCAAAAUUGAAGGUAAUGAUGGGAGAGCCAGAGCUAUCAGGAAAGCUAGGAAAAGGUCCAAGGAAGAAAAUACAAUCGAGAGAACCAAAUGGCAACGUAAACCAAAAUCAAUACGUGAACACUCUGUUUCAGAAAUUUCAUGCCUUGGUUCCAAAAUUCAUUACGGAAACAGAACAGGCACUUCAUAUUCCUAGAAGACAAUCUCAAAGUCCGGAUCUCAACUACAUUAGACACCUCUGGUGGGCUUUCGAGAGACAAAUGAGUGAUGAGAAGACCAGUACCAACAACAUUGGUGAUUUGGAGGUUGUGAUGCGACAAGAGUAG
This is a messenger RNA of Phycomyces blakesleeanus NRRL 1555(-), 336 nucleotides long. RefSeq lists its product as hypothetical. The record is from RefSeq and is a predicted model, not a curated record. The transcript is spliced from 3 exons. NCBI's taxonomy places the organism in Eukaryota, Fungi, Mucoromycota, Mucoromycetes, Mucorales, Phycomycetaceae. Bases 1 to 336 code for a protein of 111 amino acids.